AUGGGCAAUAUUUCGGGAGUAAAAAUCUCACUGUAUCUCAGUUACUGGAAUGAGCAGGAGGACCAGGCUACUGCACCUCUCACAGCUGCUAGCAUCUGGGGAAGUGAUCCAACAACCUCUUUCGGAACGGGUCUUCUGGAUAACAAUGGAUGCAUUGCCGAUGGCCCCUUCACAAAUCUACGUUACAACGUGAAUAUCCAGCUCGAAAGGGGUGAAGAGAAAUGUAUCACAUUCGACUUCAAACAGGCCCAGUUUGAACUUGUUUCUCAAGAUAUUGUCAACGCCUGCAAUGCUCUCGAAGGAUACAACGACUUCAACAACUGUCUUGGCGGAUCGCCCCAUACAGCUGGGCAUUACGCCAUCGGAGGUACCAUGGAUGACGUUUCCCUUUCGCCUGCUGAUCCCUUGUUCUUCAUGCACCACACAAACCUAGACCGUCUUUGGUGGGAGUGGCAGAGUAAAAACACUUCUCGUCUCACAGAUAUGGGCGGCAGGAAUGUUGCUGUUGCUACUCUGCUGGUAAAUGCUCAGCCAAAGAUUCUGCCUGAAUCGGCAUUUGCGCCAUACUUUGGGGACGGUGGGAAUGUUACGACUCUGGACCACAUCAUGUGGAUGGCGGGCACCGCUGAGAAUAUUACUAUUAGGGAGGUGAUGGAUAUCAACAGCGACGCAAUCUGUGUUAAGUAUCUUUAG
Molecule: messenger RNA, 693 nt
Organism: Colletotrichum spaethianum
Lineage: Eukaryota; Fungi; Ascomycota; Sordariomycetes; Glomerellales; Glomerellaceae
Product: tyrosinase-like protein orsC
Exons: 2
Coding region: 1-693 (230 amino acids)
Molecular function (GO): oxidoreductase activity
Source: RefSeq, a predicted model, not a curated record